AACGUCACGCGCAAAGAUGGCCUUUUCAUUCAAACCCUUGCUUUCAAUCCUCAUGAUGAGUAAAAAUGCUGCCUUCUAAGUCUACAGAAACUAAGUUAUCGGCCGAAGAAAGAAUGAAAAUAAUGAGACGAAGAGAGCGAAACAAAGUAGCGGCGUCAAGAUGUCGAGAGAAAAAGAAACAAAGACUAGAUGAACUGCAAAGGGAAGCUGAUGGAUUGGAAGAUUCAAAUAAUGAAUUAGCUAGAGAAAUCGCCAACUUAAGGGCUGAAGUAGACAUCCUGGCCACAAAUCUAAGGAAUCAUAAAUGUGUUUUAACAUCAGGAAAGACAUCGACAUUGGAUACUCCCAGCAAAGCGUUCAAAAGCUCGUGACAUUUUGCUGGGAUAUUUUGAGAGAGAAAGAGAGCAUACUAUUAAUAUAAGCAGAUCCGGAAGCCAGUGCUUGGCUUUCUACCAUGUGUCAAGGGCUAAUGGGAACUUUGAGAAAUUGUUCUGCAAAAGAGCUGACAAGAAACUCACGCAUAUAUCUGACAAAGUUACUAUAAAGAAAGAGGAAGGACUGGAAAAAAAAGCUAUAGAACUUGUUGAAUUUUAYUCCAACAUGGCAAAAAUUAUUUAAUCGAAUACAAGAACAACGAAAAAAUACGUAUUUAUGCAUGUUAAUAUAAUGAUAUUUGUUCAUUUUUUAGUCCCAAAGACAUCUUAUUUGAUAGUCUUAUAAUUUUUUAAAUAAACAGCUACAUAACACACA
Actinia tenebrosa (Australian red waratah sea anemone) is the source of this 750-nucleotide messenger RNA. RefSeq names its product cyclic AMP-dependent transcription factor ATF-3. Gene Ontology annotation, cellular component: nucleus. Lineage: Eukaryota; Metazoa; Cnidaria; Anthozoa; Actiniaria; Actiniidae. Gene Ontology annotation, molecular function: RNA polymerase II cis-regulatory region sequence-specific DNA binding; DNA-binding transcription factor activity, RNA polymerase II-specific. The record is from RefSeq and is a predicted model, not a curated record. Gene Ontology annotation, biological process: regulation of transcription by RNA polymerase II.